Messenger RNA from Quercus lobata, 752 nucleotides. RefSeq names its product DNA-directed RNA polymerases II, IV and V subunit 8B-like. Gene Ontology annotation, biological process: DNA-templated transcription. Gene Ontology annotation, cellular component: RNA polymerase II, core complex; RNA polymerase I complex; RNA polymerase III complex. Bases 154 to 591 code for a protein of 145 amino acids. The record is from RefSeq and is a predicted model, not a curated record. The transcript has 5 exons. NCBI's taxonomy places the organism in Eukaryota, Viridiplantae, Streptophyta, Magnoliopsida, Fagales, Fagaceae.
AAAAAAAAAAACAAAAACAAACAAAUGCUUGCUUUGGUUUAAAAGCCUUUAAGCUGGGUGCCAUUCGAUUCGUUCUCUCAUUAAACUCUCUCAUCAGUCAGACCCUCCAAAUUAAGCUAGGUUUGGAUUUGGUGUAGUUGCAAGUGAGUGACAAUGGUGGAGUUUCUUUUUGAAGACAUUUUCAGAAUCGAGCGACUAAACCCAGAUGGUAAAAAGUUUGAUAAAGUUAUUCGGGUUGAAGCAAAAAGUGAGAAGUUUGACAUGUUCAUGCACCUAGAUGUGAUGGUUACAAAGGAUUUUGAAGUGAAGGAAGGUGAUAAGUUUGCUAUGGUAAUAGCUCCAACACUAAAUCUGGAUGGAACACCUGACACUGGCUAUUAUACUCCGGGCAGUCGGCAGUCACUUGCAGAUAGAUUUGAUUACGUCAUGUAUGGGAAACUGUAUAAAAUCGCAGAUGGUUCAGGACGUGGAAUUAAAGCGGAGAUAAACGUUUCGUUUGGUGGGCUUCUGAUGAUGCUGAGGGGAGAUCCAUCUCAUUGCAACAAGUUUGAGCUUGAUCAGAGGCUGUAUGUCCUUAUGAGGAAGGUGUGAAGCUGUGUCAUAAGAUCAAAGUCUUGUUAACUUCGUAGCCUUUCUGUAUGGAGGAUUUUUCUUUAGUUACCAAAUUAUGAAACAUGGAUGCUAUGACACAAAGUUUAUAAUUGUGAAAACCGAAUUUAUGAUAAAAAUCAAUGUUAUUGUACCUCUGUGUA